Rotaria socialis is the source of this 1401-nucleotide messenger RNA. NCBI's taxonomy places the organism in Eukaryota, Metazoa, Rotifera, Eurotatoria, Philodinida, Philodinidae. The record is from the annotation of a GenBank genome assembly.
AUGUCACUCCGUGAGACAGUCAAUAGUGUUGAUACAAACGCGAAGCGCCAAGCAUGUAUGGAGCUAAUCAACGAAGAUUACAACAAAUUAGGGCAAUACAAAAUGGGAGAAGUACAAAGCAGAAAUAUAAUGAUCAUCGGACGAACGCGUACGGGUAAAUCAACCAUCAAAUUAUUGCUGAUGGAUCCUAGAAAUGUGCCUGAUGAAAUGACACUUAAAUCAGGAACUAAGGACCCUCAAUUCCAAACAUUUCAUAUACAACAACAGGAGGUUGUGCUUAACAUUAUUGAUACACCCGGCUUGUUCGAACGUAGUAAUGUAGAAAGUGACAUACGUCCUGAUGAAGCAAUUUUGAAGGGAAUUCAAUUAUGUGCUAAUAUGGAAAUUACUAAAUUUCAUGCUAUUUGUUUUUGUGUAGCCCUUACGAGUGGCAUCAAUGCUCAAGACGUUGAAGCUAUCGAAAAAUUAAUCGCAUUUCUCGGGGAUGAGAUAAUGAACAAUUCCUGUUUGGUUAUAACACACUGUGAGUCUAAAGAUGAAGAACAACGCAAUAGGUUGAAAUUGGAAUUGGAGCAAGAUACAUUCUUCAAAAAGAUAAAUCCAUUUUUCAAAUUGGGCGUUUACUUUUCGGGCUCACUCAAUAGCGAUGACUACAAACACGGUAACGAAAGUCUUAAAAACCAAUACCUGACUAUCAGUGAUUACCGUAAAAAGUUACUCGAUCUGUUUAUCAAAAUUGAAAAGCCGUUUCCAAUCAGUGAGAUGAUAAUCAGUCAAAUACGACAAGCUAACGAUUCGGUAGAGCAGAAAACGGUCCAACUUGAGGAUGAGAAACAAAAGAAUGAUGAACUUCAGAGCAGAAUAAAAGAGUUACAAGAAAAAUAUUUAAAGGAAAAAUGUCUCGCCGAUGACUUACGAGUAAAAUAUGAGCAACAGGAACGUUUAGUUACCGAUUCACGAGUCACACAUGGACAGAGAGAAGGCCAAUUAAAAAAUUUACAAGAAAAACUACAACAGAAAGAUAACAUCAUUAAACGCCGCGAAAAAUGCCAAGCGCAACUAGGCAACGAUCUGAAAAAAAUAAUUGAGAUGGAAGAACAUCAAACUAAAAAGCUAGAAGACAACUGUGCGAAACUGGAACAUUAUAACUACGAGCUAAACCAAAAGUUCACAUCAUUGAAUUCCCAGUGCUAUACUCAUCCAGUCCAAUCUUAUUCAGUUCAACCUUAUUCAGUUCGGCCUUAUUCAGUUCAACCUACAAUACAGGACGUACGAGAAAUAUUAGAGAAGCAACAACGUUUCAUCAAAGCUUUUAAAGAAAUUCAUGCAGCACAAGACUGCUUAACCAAAACCCUACGGGAAAUAAUUGUAGAGCUCUCGUCGGUUAUCGAAAACUCAUAA